Acanthaster planci (crown-of-thorns starfish) is the source of this 2551-nucleotide messenger RNA. RefSeq names its product thyrotropin-releasing hormone receptor-like. Gene Ontology annotation, cellular component: plasma membrane. Gene Ontology annotation, biological process: G protein-coupled receptor signaling pathway. The record is from RefSeq and is a predicted model, not a curated record. Lineage: Eukaryota; Metazoa; Echinodermata; Asteroidea; Valvatida; Acanthasteridae. Gene Ontology annotation, molecular function: G protein-coupled receptor activity.
CGCAUGUUGUUCUCUGUCGCUUUAGAUAAUGCUGCUGUGAGUUGAACUGAGGAUACGGUGUUCGCAGGAAGAGGUUCAUUGGUGAACAUGACAGAUGAAGUUUAUCGUUAUUCGGUACUUGGGAGCAACUUAGUGUCGUGUAUAUGUCUGACAACUGUGUUUUGUAUCCUUGGAGUUUUUCAGGCUGGAUGUGAAGAUUUCAAAGCAUUUGCCCUUAUGGUUUUUCUGAGAUUUGGAUACGUCUGUAAGCGGUGGAUAAGUUACUGUUUGACAAACUUCUCUCAAAAGCCUUCAAAUAAAGCAUUUGUCGACUUACACACGGCAAAGAAUAAUACCGUUAGCAGUGAGAUCAGAAUAUGGAGAGCAUAGCAUCGACUUGUGAUGUUUUUAAUACUUUGAACUUGACUGCUGUUGAGAGGGGUGUACUCAGUGCGCUAUUCUACAACUUCUUCGACAGGGUGGUCAUUGUGUGUGUUCAGCCAGUCAUUGUCGCCCUUGGGUUGCUCACCAACGGGUCGUUCCUCUUCGUUGUCGCCCGCGUGCCUCGCAUGUGGACGGUGACGAACUUGUACCUUGUCCAGCUGGCGGUAGCUGAUGUUAUGUUCCUGGUUCUAACCGAGACACAAAGAAUAGUUUAUUUCCAAGCCUCACCUCUCAUUUUGGACAUGAGUGUGGUAGGGUUUGCAGGGAGUGUUACCUUAUAUUUCUUUGUUCAAUUUCUCCACACAGCGACUAUGAUACUUGUGACCGUUGUGGCGCUUGAGAAGUAUUUUGCAAUCUUCAAACCUUUUCUUUUACGGGCAUCUUGGGUUCGUGGAAACCGAAAGCGAGCUGUCAAAAUGAGCAUAGGAACAUGGAUAUUGGCGGCUCUUUUGGUCAGCCUAGUCGGACCCUGGCAUAAUGGCUUUGUACUUACUUGUAUCGUUUGGCCGGAGUACUCUAGCUUUGACGGUGUCCCUGAUCGCGUCUACACUUUGAAGGACAAUUCUGAGGAUAUGAGCACUUACGAGUUGGUGACGAUGCCUCAGAGGGAUUCGUUGGUGUAUACCAUCACCUUUAUUGUCAUUGCCUCAGUCAACUCGGUCGUGUUUGUCCGUAUCAUACGAGCCCUGAAGCUGCGCGUUGUGCCUAUCGGGCAGCAGAACGCUGUGUUAGAAGCGCGAAUCACACGCACCAGGAACCAAGUGACUUGGAUGUUGGUCAUCAACGGUGUCCUGUUCUUCGUCUUGAUGGCUCCAAGUAAAAUCUACGCCUUGGCUAGGACUAUUUCCAGGGGAUCUGGCCACGAGGUGUUAGACAAUCUCCAGCGGUCGUACGUUACUAACACCUUCAGCAUUUUGACAUACCUAAACUCUGCCGUUAAUCCCAUUAUCUACAGCGCCGUUAGUCUUCGUUACAGACGAGCAUGCCGUAGAGCAUUUACAGUCAGACAGAGAAGGAUAACAUUUCUUAAGUGAAAAAGAAAUGAAGUGUUACAUCUUAACGUGCAUAAUGCUUUUACCUUUGCUAACUGUAUAAGAUGAAGUAGCACUUUCAUGACACUUUUAUGCCAGUGUGUUCCGGAUAAUAUUCCAGGGACGCCUUGCUUAUGACCGGAGAAACGAACUCUGUACGUGAGACCAACAUUUUUAUCAGAAUGAUCUGGUAUGAACAGUAAGUAAUAUUGCUCAAUGGCACACCCACCCAUCUUCGAUUUCCCUCGUAAAUUGUCGUGGGGUAUUCACUGGUUUGCCAAGAGUACAUCUCUGUUGACCGUUUUAGAUGAUAACUUGCUCUCGAUGGGCAUUCAUUUACCGGUAGCUGGCAAAUGUAAACGGCGUACCGCGGAUUGAUUGUAUUAAACUCCCACGCUUUAUUAUUUGUUAGUCACGUUUGAACGACGUGCUACGUACACUAUCGUAUUGGCUGCAAAGUACAUAACUGCAGUGUAUUUUGAUCUUCUGUCUUGUCGUCUUUAUCCUAUAGGAUCAUUUUGCUGUUGUAUUAAUUCCUGAUACUGAACAGGAUUUGCUCAACGCCUUCUCCCUUCCCCAGCAGCGUUCUUCAAAUUUUCCACUACAUUUACUUUAGGUUAACUGUUCUUAAACAUUGGUUAAAUUUGACUGAAAUUCGGUAUUAGUGGAGUUAAUUUGACGCUGCUGUCGGGUUUUGUAUCGCUGCUCAGCAGUUUGCAGCAUAAUUUUCACGGUGCACCCGUAAAAGCCUCAAUGCGCUUGGUUUUGUUAAGCACUUGUACACCAUGAUCUGACUAGCGUCAAUGUUUCACAUUGAUGACGUUUAUCUUACCUAUGAGGCCUAGGGAACUCAGGGGAAGAAUAAAAUUGAGAAAACACACACGCGGAAUAAAAUUUUGACAAAAUCAGAAAAGAGUCAGACAACCUUUCUUGGGGUUCCUAUUAAGUACUUUGAUUUGUUUCGCAUAACUCUGCAAUUUGAUUGUGUUUUUGCGGAAGUUUCGAAAAAUAUUAUUGAUUUUUUUUGGUUCAACUUAAGGUUGAUCAGAAUGCAAAGUGGCAUUUACAAUACAUGUACAUGUAUGUAUAAAACGUAA